AUGUGUUAUAUACCUAAUUGUCCUUCACAUGAUAAAUAUGCAAAGAUUAGUUCCUUCAAAGUUCCAUUGAAUAUUGCCUUACGGUCUGAAUGGGAAAAUGUCUUGGGUAUUCCUUUAACUAAUAAUUCUCAUGUUUGUCGUAACCAUUUUAAGACACAAGAUGUAAUAGACACAUGGGAAUCUGAAAAUGAAAUAAUUAAAUACACGGUGUGCCUAAAAAGACCUAGACUUAGAGAUGGAGCUAUUCCAGUGAAUUUAUAUAUUGUUAACAAUAAUGAGUCGAAUAUAAAUAAUAUAUGA
Molecule: messenger RNA, 300 nt
Organism: Macrosiphum euphorbiae (potato aphid)
Lineage: Eukaryota; Metazoa; Arthropoda; Insecta; Hemiptera; Aphididae
Source: the annotation of a GenBank genome assembly